Molecule: messenger RNA, 3720 nt
Organism: Metarhizium album ARSEF 1941
Lineage: Eukaryota; Fungi; Ascomycota; Sordariomycetes; Hypocreales; Clavicipitaceae
Product: P-type calcium ATPase
Exons: 2
Coding region: 1-3720 (1239 amino acids)
Biological process (GO): intracellular calcium ion homeostasis; calcium ion transmembrane transport
Cellular component (GO): intracellular membrane-bounded organelle; membrane
Molecular function (GO): ATP binding; P-type calcium transporter activity; ATP hydrolysis activity
Source: RefSeq, a predicted model, not a curated record
AUGGCUUCGACCCAAGACCAGAAUGUCAGAUCUAUAGAGGAAUUGCGCGAAGAGUCGCCCAUGGCUUUCAACAGCUUCGCCUUCACGCCGUCUCAGUUACACAAGUUGAUGACGUUUCGCAGCCUCGAAGCUCUCGACUACUUUGGCGGCACUCGCGGUCUGGCCGCUGGUCUCCGUACUGACAUCGCUGCCGGCCUCAGUGCCGACGAGACAAACCUCGAGGGAUCCGUCUCGUUCGACGAGGCUGUGGCUGCUGGCAGGGAAGCGCGCCCCCCCGUAUUGCAGAGCGUUCACUCGCCGUCGACACAUCAUGCAUACCACGCUCUACGUCUCGGAGACGGGCCUGAGCCCCGUUUCGCGGAUCGAAGACGAAUAUUCGGAGCCAAUCGACUUCCGCGCCGCAAACAAAAAUCCUUUUUCAAACUCAUGUGGAUCGCCUUUAACGACAAGCUGCUCAUUCUCCUCACAAUAUCAGCCUGCAUAUCCUUGGCCAUUGGCAUCUACCAAUCUGUCAGCGCCGAGGAGGGCAUGUCCAACAUUGAGUGGGUUGACGGCGUAACUGUUGUUGUUGCGAUAGUCAUUAUUGUUCUUGCAAGCGCCGCCAACGACUGGCAGAAGAACCACAAGUUCGAAAAGUUAAAUGAGCGCAAGAAACAUCGAGAAGCCACCGUCUUCAGAUCUGGGAGAGCGCAGCUCAUACCUAUACAAGAGGUCAAUGUCGGAGAUGUAAUGCAUAUCGAAGCGGGCCAAGUCGUUGCUGUUGACGGUGUUCUUUUGCAAGCUUCUGGUCUCCAUAUUAACGAAUCCUCAAUGUCUGGUGAAUCUGCAAUGGUACGCAAGACCGUCCCCGGCGACCACGAUGCCUCCCAUGCCAUGCUUGCCGAUCCCUUCAUUCUGAGCGGAACUACCGUCACCCGAGGCGUGGGACGCUACCUAGUCACCUCGGUUGGUUCCAACUCUACUUUUGGCCGAACUCUCAUGACCCUGCGUGAAGACGUGGACGAGACGCCAUUGCAAGCCAAACUGGGGCGGCUAGGCAAGCAGCUCAUUGUGUUUGGAGUCAUUAUUGGCGCCAUCUUCUUCGUCAUUUUGUUCGUCCGAUAUUUGGUUCGACUGAAAUCAAUGGCAAGCAAAGGACCGUCCAAUAAGGCCGAAGAAUUCUUUCACAUCCUCAUUCUGUCUAUAACCGUCGUCAUUAUAACCGUACCCGAGGGCUUGGCAUUGAACGUCACGGUUGCGCUUGCGUUUGCUACUACACGCAUGCUUCGUGACAACAAUUUGGUUCGACUCAUCCGUUCAUGCGAAGUAAUGGGAAAUGCUACCUGCGUCUGCUCCGACAAGACCGGCACUCUUACGCAGAAUAAAAUGACAAUCGUUGCUGGUCGCAUUGGUCUUUCUGGUACUUUCGAUGACACGGACUCCCCCAUUGUUGGAGCUGGACAGCCUCAGCUGGACUCUGGUGUGACUGGGAGCGAAGGAUCGACGAAGCUCGUCUCCUCAAUGUCAUACGAGGUCAAGGACCUUAUCAAAGACAGCAUUGCGCUGAACUCCACUGCUUUCGAGAGCGACGACUCCAAAGGUUCCGAGUAUUUCGGUUCCAGCACAGAAACGGCAAUGCUCAAUUUCAGCCGGGACCAUUUGGGAUUGGGGCUCUUGAGAACUGAGCGGGCCAACAACCCGGUCCUGACUAUGCUUCCGUUUGAAUCGUCUCGAAAGUGGAUGGCAGUGCUCAUCCGGCUCCCCAAUGGAAGGUAUAGAUUACUAGUCAAGGGUGCCGCUGAAAUUGUUUUUGAGUUUUGCGCUUAUAUUUUGGAAGACCAUACAUACCAACUCACGGCUGCCCGCCUAACCGAACAUGACAGAACUGGGUUCCGGGCAACAAUUCAAGACUAUGCGAGCAGUAUGCUGCGCCCAGUAGCUAUCGCAUACAAAGAUUUUGACGAAUCGGAAGUUUUCGAAAGCCCUGAUGAUGACCCCGCUACCAUUAAUCUUGAGUGGCUUGCCUCAGGGCUGAUUUUCAUUGGAUUUUUUGGCAUCCGUGAUCCUCUACGUGAGGAGGUCAUUGACUCGGUCAAAAAAUGCCAAGACGCCGGAGUGUUUGUUCGCAUGGUUACCGGCGAUAACUUCCUAACGGCCAAGGCUGUUGCCGCUGAAUGUGGCAUCUAUUCGGGCGGCGGGAUUGCGAUGGAUGGCCCAACUUUCAGAAAGCUUUCUGAUGCUCAGCUGGAUGAGGUGAUUCCACGGCUUCAAGUCUUGGCUAGAUCGAGUCCAGAAGACAAGCUCCUCCUCGUAACCCGCCUGCGCGAGAUGAAGGAGACUGUAGCCGUCACCGGGGACGGCACGAACGACGCCCUUGCACUCAAGGCUGCAGAUGUUGGAUUUGCAAUGGGAAGUCAGGGCACCGAGGUUGCCAAGGAAGCGGCCUCUAUUAUUCUUCUUGAUGAUAACUUUGCGUCCAUUGUAAAAUCCCUGAGCUGGGGUCGCACAAUCAAUGACGCCGUAAAAAAAUUCUGUCAAUUUCAGUUCACCAUAAAUAUCACCGCUGGUAUUCUCACCAUUAUUUCGAAGCUUUUCGGCGACUCUAUCUUCACCGUGGUGCAGUUGCUCUGGAUUAACUUGAUAAUGGACAUAUUUGCAUCUUUGGGUCUCGCUAGUGAUCUUCCCUCCCCCGACUUUCUAAAGCGCAAGCCAGAACCCCGAAAUGCCCCUAUCAUCACUAUUACAAUGUGGAAAAUGAUCCUGGGGCAAGCCAUCUAUCAGCUUGCAGUUAUCUUUACAGUACACUACGCUGCCUGGGAAAUAUUCGAUCCGCAUACAGAACCGGAGAUUGAAAAGUUGCAAACCCUGGUGUUUAACAUUUAUGUCUGGAUGCAGUUUUUCAACCAACAAAAUUGCCGAAGGGUGGAUAACAAGCUGGACAUCUGGUAUCAAGGAGUGCUACGUAAUCCUUGGUUCAUUGGCGUCCAAGUUCUCACUUUGGUUGGCCAGUUUAUCAUCAUCUUCGAGGGUGGUGAGGCUUUUGACACUGUACCCCUGACAGGAGCGCAGUGGGGAUGGAGUCUACUUUUUGGAGUACUUACCCUUCCCCUCGGCGCCCUGAUACGCCAGGUGCCAGACAGAUACGUUGCCUAUUUUUUUAAACAAGUUGGGCGCCUUCUUCGAUGGAUUACCAAGCCAUUCAAGGGCUGGUGCUCCUGCUUUUCUAUUUUACACAUUCGCAGCCGUGAAAAGCUCGAUCAAGGGUCUCGGGAGAUGAGUCCCUCUACCAAGGGUGUGAAGGCCGGCGGUGAAGAUAUUGCAGCCGCCAAGAGGCCUCUAAGUAGAUCAACGCAUAGUGAAGCAUCUACUCACAGAAGGCACGCAUCGGGAGCGGUUGCUGGAAGCGCCAGUGAGGUCUACGAAGAUGUAGAUCUCCAAGCAUUAGUCGACGCAGCGAGAUCGGGUCGUUCUGUAGGCAAGAAUGUCUUGGAACUUCAUCCCAAGACAUUGGCAGACGACUCGGUCAUUCGAAAGAGAACCAACCUUAGUCUGCCGCCGAGUCAAGAUCCGGCAAUUAUGCAGUUCAUGGAUAGGACGCAUGACGAAGAAUCUGCUCCUGUGCCUCGAAGAAGACAACGAGCAAGAGUCGUUUGGGUUGAACCAGCUCGACCCAGGCCAGUUUCCACGCCACAUGAGCCGGGGUGGACAUUAGAGGGUUUCCUGCGGUCUAAGCGUCGAUGA